GUGGUUUAAUACUACAUAAAACUAUCUUAAACAUUUCUUUGACCUAUAUAACAGUACCUGUUAAUUUAUCUAAAACUUUAUUUGUCAUGGUCAUCACUACAAGAUAAAACAAGAGAAUAUUUAAAUCGUUUUCGGUAUUUUUAUUGAACGUAUUUACUGGUCUGAACUUGGAUUUAUUUUGUGAUUUUCUUUUGGAGAGGUAACAAUGUCUUCACCAGUUGUAGUAAAGUUUUCUUCUCCUUUCAUCCGAUUUUAUGGACUUGUUUCACCAUGUGUGUCAGUGAACCUUCAGUCGAGAGUGUAUCGGCUAGUUUCAGGAAGAUGUAUGUCAACGUCUCCCACACCGACACCACCUCCACAAUGUUUAAUGAAGCCGAUCAAUGUUCCAAUGAAGACACUGAUGGGACCGGGACCGUCUAACUGUCCACCAAGGGUUUUAAACGCGAACGCUUUGCCUUUACUAGGCCAUCUCCACCCUGAAUUCACACAGAUUAUGGAUGAAAUCAAAGAGGGCAUCAAAUAUGCAUUUCAGACUGACAACACCUGGACGGUAUGCGUGUCCGGCACAGGUCAUGCUGCGAUGGAAGCUUCGGUAUGUAACCUUAUUGAACCGGGAGAUAAGGUCCUGGCGUGUGUUAAUGGUUUGUGGGGAGAACGAUUCGCGGAAAUGGCACAAAGACACGAUGGUGAUGUUGCGACCAUUGACAUUCCUAUGGGGACGGUGUUUACUCUGCAGGAUAUAGAAAAUGGACUGAAAGAAAAUCGACCAGCAAUAAUGUUUAUAACACACGGGGAAUCUAGUGGCACUACGGUGCAACCUCUGGAAGGUAUUGGUGAAUUGUGUCACAAGUAUAACUGCAUUCUUAUUGUUGAUUCUGUCGCAGCUAUGGGAGGAGUGCCACUAUUUAUGGAUAAAUGGGAAAUAGACGUGGUGUACAGCGGGGCUCAAAAAGUGCUUAGCGCCCCACCUGGAGCAAGUCCAAUAUCCUUCUCUGCGAGAGCAAGGCAAAAAGUAGAAAACAGAAAGACCAAGGUUCGCUCAUAUUACUUCGAUAUGCACCAUCUUGCCAACUACUGGGGUUGUGAUAAAGAGCCAAGAAGAUACCAUCACACGGGACCUAUUAGCAAUGCAUACGCCUUACGGGAAGGGCUUGCCCGGCUUGCAGAGGAGAGUUUAGAAAACAGUUGGGCUAACCAUGUCAAGUGUGUCCACAAACUGCAUGAAGGUUUAGAGAGUCUUGGUUUGAAGUUGUUUGUUACAGAUAAGUUAGCAAGGUUACCUUGUGUUACGAUUAUAUUCCAGUUAGCAAGGUUACCUUGUGUUACGGGUGUUGUCGUUCCUGACGGAGUCAACUGGAAGGACGUUGCAGAUUUUGCCAUGAAACAUUAUCGUUUGGAAAUAUCUGGCGGACUUGGAGCUCAGGCUGGAAAGAUAUGGCGAAUAGGACUGAUGGGCCAUAAUUGUACUGAGCACAAUGUCAACCUCGUGUUGAGGGCACUUGGUGAAGCCCUGAAAAAUGUUAAAUAGUGUCAAAUAUUAACAUUAUUACAUUUAAAUAUUGAAAGUUUAAAACUGUACUUGGACAUUACACAAUGGGACAAGUAAGGAGAAAUAUUACGUGAAUACAAGAAGCAGAUACAGCAAUACACAUAUAAACAAUAAACACAUAUCUAAUUAGAUAUUGGUAAUAUUCAUAUGUAUUUAAUAGUAACACCCAACUACCAGUUGUGAAACAAACUAACUAAUACUCAUUGGAUCCAGUAAUUAUCGCUUAUGGGUCCUAGACAGACACUGUUUAUGCGGUUGUUGUGUUAGAUCUAUAUAUUUAUAUAUGUUGGCGACAUGUCGAACAUAUAUAUCAUUAUUUCACACCUUUAGGCCGCACCAAAUUGAUUACUUGGUCAACGGAUUUCCAGCUCCAUUUUUUUCAGAAUCAAGAUUUUUUUUUUAAUCAGCUUCCGCUCGCUUCAGUUUUUGCAGACUGGUUAAAAUAUUUCAGAGCGGGCCUUUUUUCACUGUGUAGGGUCCUUUUUUCACUAUGUAGCGACAGGGAUUCAUAAAAUUUAAUACUUUCAAUUGUCCACUAAAACAGCAGGAGAACAUGUUUCAGCCUCUGUAUUUGUCUCAACAAUUGCACUAGUAUGCAAAAUUGACAGCCGAUAUGACAGUUAGAUUGUAUAAAUAAAUUUGGGAAAGGUCAUUAGGAAGAGUUUUUGCAAGUUAUUUUCUUCUCAAGAUGAACAUCAACAUCUCAUUAUUCAAAACAGUGUCAUCAAAUAAUAAUUGGUGAUGAGAACAAGAGUUUUGCUGCGAUCCUUAAACAGCAAUAAUUGGCUAGCAGUUAAAUGAUGAACAGGUGGUAUAACUCAAUUUGGACGUUACAUCAUGGAAAUUUAAUUCUGUAUGUGUGAUAAACCAGUAAUUGUUUCAGGCAGCUAAAUUAAUAAAGAUUCUGUCAUCAGAAAUAUGUUGUGAUUACACAUUAUCCCGUUAGCCCUUCAGCAAGAAGACAGUAGGUAAUUGCUUAGUCGUUAAAAUAAGACUUAUCAAAUACAGUUUCUGAAUUUGUCCAUUUUAAAAUGUUGAUCAGAUUGCCUAUCAAAAUUAUAUUGGUUUCCAGUGAAUUUCAGUUUCGGCAAUUUUAAUACUUCUUUGUACACAUGGGAAGAAUUAAGUUCCCUUACCUACCCAGUCCAUGAAUCCAUGAUGUGCACACCUUACCUUGAGACCAAAAAUGGGUAAAACAUGAGAUAAAAAUUGAACAAGUCUGUUUUCUCUGUUUGUGCAUUUUUAGGACUAAUAUAGUAAGGGCAAUGGAACUGCAUACAUGUGUUUGUGUAAUACAAUCUGACAUUUGUAAAAUACAUGCUUUUGAGUUUAUUUAGGGUUCAAGCCUUUGACAUCCGCACAUUUGCCUAUUCCAAAAGUUCUGUAGAACCAGAGGCAAAAAAUAUUUUAUGCUAGUCCUGCUGGUCUUAUUGAUAUAACUUUGAUUUUAAAAUGAACACAAUUUUCUAGCGGAGAAUGGGUACGCACAUGGAACUUAAUUAGAGUAAAAGAAUCCUAAAGAGCUUACCACGCCCAAUCCAAGAAAAUAUGCACUAAAGGCUUACUUGUUUAUUAUUUUCUAGUAGAGUUGAAAUACAAGAAUAUUAUGUUACUGUUUAUAGAAUUUUUUUUCUGAUUUGUUUUAUGGGUAACAUCAGAUCUGUUUAUCAAAAGACACUGAACAUGGUAAUGCAUUUAUUGCAGUUAUGACUUGCAGCAUCAAGAGUAUGCCAAAGUUAAAUGUUAAAACAAAGAGCAACAGAAAUUGCAAAAUAAAUCAUUGAAUUUACAAGUGAAUUGGGCCAUCAGUGGAUGAUGGGUUUCCUGGCAUCUGGCGAAAUUGCAUUGAAAGUUGACAGACACUAUAAUAUAUAGAUCAUGGGUACCUAAUGUACUGGUGAGGUGAUUUCAGUGUUUUCCAUAUGUAUAAUGAUUUCUGUUAUAUACUACAUGAGAGUAAAAGCUUUCUUUUUCUUAUGUAGUGAGAUAAAAUCCAAGGAGAAACCCUUUGUUUAUGUGGCUAGGGCACUGGUUUGCCUUGGAUACAAACUUAGCCAACACAUUAGUUCUAUACACUAGAAAUAUGAUUAAAUUGCCAGAUUUUUUUGUAUCCGUCUGCUGUCCUUUUAGUUUGUUUACAUCUCUCAAUGUUUGUAAAUAGUACUAUGUAGCGCGUCCUGAUAUACAUAAAGAUAUAUUGGAGUCAGGUGUUAAUUGGCUGCCAUGUAUUUUUGGGACAGUUCGUCAUUUAACCUUCAAUAUUUAAGGAUCUUUGGUUGUUUUAUGUAUUUUCAAGCCUUUUUGAUAUGUUUUAAUUGGCAGUACUUGUUGAUUCUUCUAACAAGUUUUUUUUUCUUCAAAUCGCUCCUCGCCCGCUCCAAAAAUAGGUGAAAUCCAAAACAAUAUUUUUAUUUUUAUACUCGCUCCUGAUUUUUGGGGGAAAAAUCCAACGACCAAGAAAUUAAUUUGGUGUGGCCUUCGCUUUUUUCUAUGACGUCACAAUAAAUAGAAACCAGUAUUUUA
This is a messenger RNA of Mercenaria mercenaria, 4072 nucleotides long. Its product is annotated as alanine--glyoxylate aminotransferase-like. Lineage: Eukaryota; Metazoa; Mollusca; Bivalvia; Venerida; Veneridae. The transcript is spliced from 12 exons. The record is from RefSeq and is a predicted model, not a curated record. Bases 206 to 1528 code for a protein of 440 amino acids. Gene Ontology annotation, molecular function: L-serine:pyruvate transaminase activity; L-alanine:glyoxylate transaminase activity. Gene Ontology annotation, cellular component: peroxisome.